AUGUCCACGACCUCAACCCCAAAAAAGACUCUCCGCGAGUGGCACGACUGCGAGCCCGGGGCCGCGCCGGGGGACCGCCUGCCGCCGCGCCGCGCCCUGCUGGAGCUGGCCAGGUCUCUCUUCCACGGCCUGGAGAUCGACGUGGGCGCGCUGCGGGGCGGCGACUGGGAGCACCGACUUCCCCCGCCGGCCGCCAGACGGGCCGUGGAGGGCCUGCCCGAGGUCCGCGUCAGCGCCCCGCAAGCAGCGAAGGGGCUCCAGUGCCCGGUGUGCCUGCUGGAGUUCGAGGCGGCGGAGGCGGUGAGGACGAUGCCCUGCCAGCACCUCUUCCACGCCGGCUGCCUUCUUCCCUGGCUCGGAAAGACCAAUUCCUGCCCGCUGUGCCGCCACGAGCUGCCCACCGACGACCAGGAGUACGAGGAGCACAAGGAGGAGAAGGCUCGGAGGCAGCAGCAGGUGCACCGACUGGAUUAUCUGCAUGGCGCGAUGUACACGUGACCCUACAGUGUUGCCUUCAUCAUCUGGGGCAACGACGACAGCAGGGAUUUCCCCAGUUGCAAAGGGCAGAAGCAGCUUCCGGGGACAAGGAACGCAGCGCUCGCCAGUGGUGCCCCUGUCCUUCUCCUCCGGAGCGACAUGCAAACCUUCUCAAUGCUUUUUCUAAGCAAGCCCCCAAACACACAGAGAGCUCAGAGUGAUUUUUGAAAAAUAAAGGUAGCAAAUGUCUUUGCUUUCAAAGCUGA
Messenger RNA from Protobothrops mucrosquamatus (brown spotted pit viper), 743 nucleotides. RefSeq names its product ring finger protein 181 (gene RNF181). Gene Ontology annotation, molecular function: ubiquitin protein ligase activity. The transcript is spliced from 6 exons. Gene Ontology annotation, biological process: protein ubiquitination. Gene Ontology annotation, cellular component: cytoplasm. The record is from RefSeq and is a predicted model, not a curated record. The coding region runs from base 1 to 498 and encodes 165 amino acids. Lineage: Eukaryota; Metazoa; Chordata; Lepidosauria; Squamata; Viperidae.